AUCUCUAUUAUAAAAUCAACAAGAACACCAACAACAGCGUCUCAUCUCAUCUCAUCUUUGCUUCAUUUGUGUUUCUGUUUGGAGUUAAGAUAAGAAUGGCUACGUCAGCAAUCCAGCACUCCUCUUUCGCCGGCCAAACGGCCCUGAAGCCCUCCAACGAUCUCCUCCGCAAAGUAGGAGCUUCCAACGGCGGUGGCCGCGUCGUCAUGCGUCGUACCGUCAAGUCUACUCCUCAGAGCAUCUGGUAUGGACCAGACCGUCCCAAGUACUUAGGACCAUUCUCGGAGAACACACCAUCAUACCUAACUGGUGAAUACCCCGGAGACUACGGUUGGGACACAGCUGGUCUCUCCGCUGACCCAGAAACAUUCGCAAAGAACCGUGAGCUCGAAGUAAUCCACAGCAGAUGGGCAAUGCUAGGAGCAUUAGGCUGCACCUUCCCAGAGAUUCUCUCCAAAAACGGAGUCAAGUUCGGUGAAGCCGUGUGGUUCAAGGCAGGUUCUCAGAUCUUCUCAGAAGGAGGGCUUGAUUACCUCGGAAACCCUAACUUGAUCCACGCGCAAAGCAUUUUAGCUAUCUGGGCUUCUCAAGUUGUGUUGAUGGGUUUGAUUGAAGGGUACAGAAUCGGAGGUGGACCUCUUGGUGAAGGUCUUGACCCGCUUUACCCGGGUGGGGCGUUUGACCCGUUGAACUUAGCCGAGGACCCGGAAGCGUUUUCUGAAUUGAAGGUGAAGGAGCUCAAGAACGGUCGUCUUGCAAUGUUCUCCAUGUUUGGAUUCUUUGUCCAAGCUAUUGUAACUGGUAAAGGUCCGAUCGAGAAUCUGUUCGAUCAUGUUGCGGACCCUGUGGCUAACAAUGCCUGGGCUUACGCCACCAACUUCGCUCCCGUAAAAUAGAACUGUAUCAGACAAAUUUGUGUUUUUAUCUUUAAAAUUUAGUGCAUGGGCAUAUUUGGUCUGUUGGUUUACUGUUCUUGGAUUGGUGAAAGAAAUUCUCAAGCCUUCUUUUGUGUCAUUAA
Messenger RNA from Brassica oleracea var. oleracea, 1018 nucleotides. RefSeq names its product chlorophyll a-b binding protein 5, chloroplastic-like. Gene Ontology annotation, cellular component: plastoglobule; chloroplast envelope; chloroplast thylakoid membrane. The transcript has 2 exons. The coding region runs from base 96 to 896 and encodes 266 amino acids. The record is from RefSeq and is a predicted model, not a curated record. Lineage: Eukaryota; Viridiplantae; Streptophyta; Magnoliopsida; Brassicales; Brassicaceae. Gene Ontology annotation, biological process: photosynthesis, light harvesting in photosystem I; response to light stimulus.